UGAUGUUAAAAUGGCAUAAGUUGAGUUUAGGGGCUGUGCUCGGAUUGACUUGAAAUUUAUACUACAGGUAGGUAUUUUUAAACUGAUUACGGCAAUAUAAAUUUUUUGUGGGGGAAAUAACCGGUUACCCGGUUAUUGGACCCGAAAGUUCAGAUACAAUGUUCGGUUUUUAUCCGGUUCCACUGAACCGAUACAAACAAAAUGGGUAUCAUUGGAAAGCUUAUGAAAAUACCUAUCCAACAAGUGGUCACAUGAACCGGUUACAAGAACCGGUUCCAGAGUAAUGCAAGAAAAUUGAUAUUUUUUACCAGUACUUUUUGAAAAACCCAUAAAAACUCAAAAAUGGACCCAUUAUAAGGUAUUAAAAUCUACAUACCGUAUUAUAGCCAACAAUAUUGCCUUUCCAAAAUGGUAUCAUACAUGUUGAUAUCUUUUGUAAUUCCGAAGAUAUUGGCUUUUAAAGUUGUUACUUAUGAAAGUAGUAUGAGUGAAGCCAAGUUUUAUGUCGGGUUUAACGUUUUUGUUAAUCUGUUUUGGUUUGAAUUCGGUGUUGAUUAAAAAGUGCUUUUAAUAUAACGUCAUUUUUUGCAUUCCUUUUCACGAAACUGAGUAGAAAGGGAAUUAAGAUACAAAGAAUUUCUGCGAAUGUGGGUGGAAAAGGAAUAUCUAAAAAGUACCGUUAUAAUUUAGCUAGUUUUUAAUUAAAAUUUUCGUUACAAUGGAAAGUGUCGAACUUUUGGAAAUUUAUAAAAUUUUCGAUUAUAAACGCAGUGGAGCGUUAUCUGAAGGUGCCCUCCACCAAUUGCAGAAGUGGGGAUUAAUUCCUGAUGUUGGACAAUUAAAAUGCAAUCGUGGGCAUUGCAUGGAGCUGGGUCCAUACGUUGAUUGUUGCGAUGGGUGGAUUUGGAGGUGUCAGAAGAAGUUUCGGGGCCGUCGAACUGGGAGUUGUAAUCUGAAACGUUCCUUACGAAAAGGAACGUUUUUUGAUAAUUCGCAUCUCUCAAUUUGCCAAAUUAUCGUCUUCAGUUUUAUGUGGGUUGAGAGGGGAGGCCCUCUCAAAGACAUAAUACGGGAGACGAAAAUUGAUAAGCGGACUGCAGUGGACUGGAACAACUUCUGUAGAGAAGUUGUUGUCUUUAGUUCAUUCCAGACGCAAUUGCAAAUAGGCGGCCCUGGAAUAAUUGUCGAGAUCGACGAGUCUAAAAUCGGAAAGAGGAAGUACCACCGUGGCCAUCCUGUUGAGGGGCAAUGGGUUUUCGGCGGUGUUGAACGGGAAACAAAUAAAUGCUUUAUUGUUCCCGUUCAAGACCGCUCGAAAGAAACCUUGCUGCCCCUCAUUAAAAAGUAUGUAAGACCCGGUUCCGUGAUUAUUUCCGAUUUUUGGAAGGCUUAUGAUACCUUGGAUGAGGAGGGGUACACCCAUCGAAAGGUGAACCAUUCUGAACAUUUUGUGGAUCCCGAAACGGGGCACCACACUAAUACCAUAGAGGGUUUGUGGCGCCACCUCAAGGUAUCACUUUCUGCAUAUAACCGUAGAAAAAUAUUUUUCAACGGUUAUAUACAGAAAUUUAUAUUCUUGAGGUGGUGUCACGCAAAUCUGAAAAAUCCAUUUGAGGAAUUCCUGCGCUUUGCUGGUCAACUUUAUGACCCCACAAAUAGUAAAGUUGAAAAGCAAAGGCAGGAAUUCCAAAUGGAUUCAGCGGAACCCUAUAUGGUAUUGGAGGUGAGUGCUCCUGAGGAGUCCGAUAGUUCAGAAGAUGAGGACGCACCACCUCAAAAAAGAAGGCGCACCUAGGAAAAUUUUAAUUGUUUAAUUGUUUAAUUUUUAAUAUUUAAAUUUGUUAUUGUUAUUGUUAUUUCUAAUUUAAGUUUGUUUCCUAAUUUGUUCAUAUAGUUUGUAAUUUAGCGUUAUUUAUUAAGAAAAAGUAUAAAAAAAUUGAUUAAGAAUAAAAGGUGUUUUAAUUAUAAAAGUUUAGAAAACUAUGGAUUGCGUAGCCGGUGUUGGACAUACAUCAGAGGAGAAAAUCUCAAGCCCCGGCCGAAGGCCGGCUACCUACAAAGAUUACAAUGUUUAGAAAAAUUAGCGAUCGCGUAGCCGGUGUUGGACAUACCCCAGAGGAGAAAAUCUCAAGCCCCGGCCGAAGGCCGGCUACCUACGAAGAUUACGAUGUUUAGAAAAAUUAGCGAUCGCGUAGCCGGUGUUGGACAUACCCCAGAGGAGAAAAUCUCAAGCCCCGGCCGAAGGCCGGCUACCUACGAAGAUUACGAUGUUUAGAAAAACUAGCGAUCGCGUAGCCGGUGUAGGACAUACCCCAGAGGAGAAAAUCUCAAGCCCCGGCCGAAGGCCGGCUACCUACAAAGAUUACGAUGUUAAGAAAAACUAGCGAUCGCGUAGCCGGUGUUGGACAUACCCCAGAGAAGAAAAUCUCAAACCCCGGCCGAAGGCCGGCUGUUUAAAAAUGCUAUAGAGGUUAGAUACAUUUGACUGGAGAAAAAAUUGCAAAUUAAUGACUUCUAUCACUAAUAUCUUCGGAACUACAAAAGAUAUCAACAUGUAUGAUACCAUUUUGGAAAGGCAAUAUUGUUGGCUAUAAUACGGUAUGUAGAUUUUAAUACCUUAUAAUGGGUCCAUUUUUGAGUUUUUAUGGGUUUUUCAAAAAGUACUGGUAAAAAAUAUCAAUUUUCUUGCAUUACUCUGGAACCGGUUCUUGUAACCGGUUCAUGUGACCACUUGUUGGAUAGGUAUUUUCAUAAGCUUUCCAAUGAUACCCAUUUUGUUUGUAUCGGUUCAGUGGAACCGGAUAAAAACCGAACAUUGUAUCUGAACUUUCGGGUCCAAUAACCGGGUAACCGGUUAUUUCCCCCACAAAAAAUUUAUAUUGCCGUAAUCAGUUUAAAAAUACCUACCUGUGGUAAAAAUUUCAAAAUGAUCAGAGCACAGCCCCUAAACUCAAC
Messenger RNA from Musca domestica (house fly), 2955 nucleotides. RefSeq lists its product as uncharacterized. The coding region runs from base 719 to 1795 and encodes 358 amino acids. The transcript has 3 exons. The record is from RefSeq and is a predicted model, not a curated record. Lineage: Eukaryota; Metazoa; Arthropoda; Insecta; Diptera; Muscidae.